Molecule: messenger RNA, 2935 nt
Organism: Sphaeramia orbicularis (orbiculate cardinalfish)
Lineage: Eukaryota; Metazoa; Chordata; Actinopteri; Kurtiformes; Apogonidae
Gene: septin10
Product: septin 10
Exons: 10
Coding region: 122-1405 (427 amino acids)
Molecular function (GO): GTP binding
Source: RefSeq, a predicted model, not a curated record
UCCAGUUGUCGACGGCGAACUGAAUGAGGCGGUCCAGAUCGGACUCUAAAAAAGUUGUUCGAUUUUAGUUAGUUUGUUUUUGUUUUUUCCGAAUCACUCGGGAUUUUAAUAGUAUAAAAUUAUGUCUUCCUCUGAUGUUGCACGGCAGCCGGAUAAGGGUGCGCGGCCCCUGUCCCUGUCAGGCCAUGUGGGCUUUGACAGCCUCCCAGAUCAGCUUGUCAACAAGUCCAUCUGCCAAGGCUUCUGCUUCAAUAUUCUCUGCAUUGGUGAGACGGGUAUUGGCAAGUCAACUCUGAUGGACACUCUGUUCAACACCAACUUUGAGAAUUUUGAAUCAUCCCACUUUGAGCCCCAGGUGAAGCUGCGAGCUCAAACCUAUGACCUGCAGGAGAGUAAUGUCCGACUUCGCCUCACUGUGGUCAACACUGUCGGCUUUGGAGACCAAAUGAACAAGCAGGAGAGCUACCAGCCGGUGGUGGACUACAUCGACAGGCAGUUUGAGAGUUAUCUGCAGGAGGAGUUAAAGAUCAAACGCUCUCUCCACAACUACCAUGACUCACGAGUCCAUGCCUGCCUGUACUUCAUCUCCCCCUCAGGCCAUUCACUCAAAUCUCUGGACUUGGUCACAAUGAAGAAACUGGACAGCAAGGUGAACAUCAUCCCAGUGAUCGCCAAAGCUGACACCAUCAGUAAGAGCGAGCUGCACAAGUUUAAGAUCAAGAUUAUGAGUGAACUGGUCAGCAACGGCGUCCAGAUCUACCAGUUCCCUCUGGACGAUGAAACUGUAGCCAAGGUCAACACGUCAAUGAAUGGCCAUUUGCCAUUUGCUGUAGUCGGUAGUACAGAGGAAGUCUCUGUUGGCAACAAGAUGGUGAAGGCCCGUCAGUAUCCGUGGGGUAUUGUACAAGUGGAGAAUGAGAAUCACUGUGACUUCAUGAAGCUGAGGGAGAUGCUGAUCUGUGUAAACAUGGAGGAUCUGAGAGAGCAGACGCACACUCGCCACUAUGAGCUGUACAGACGCUGCAAACUGGAGGAAAUGGGCUUCAAAGACACUGACCCGGAGUGCAAACCUGUCAGUUUGCAGCAGACGUACGAGGCCAAGCGGCAGGAGUUCCUGGAGGAGCUGCAGAGGAGAGAGGAUGAGAUGAGGCAGAUGUUUGUUCUGAGGGUGAAGGAGAAGGAGGCUGAGCUCAAGGAUGCUGAGAGAGAGCUGCAGAGUCGUUUUGAGCAGCUGAAGCGCCUCCACGCGGACGAGAAAGCUGCUCUGGAGGAAAAGAAGAGGCUGCUGGAGGACGACCAGAGCUCCUUCGGAAAGAGACGAGCUGCCGCUCAGCUUCUACAGGCUCAGAGCCUCACAGCCAACGGCAAGAAGGACAAGGACCGCAAGAAUUCUGGCUUCAUGUAAAGACUUUGGGAUGUGACUUGAACUCCAAUAAGACCAGCGUGACCAGUGACAUUCACCCCUUCAGUACCAGUUCAGCCCUCCGAGGCCAGUCUAAAAACACUAACCAGGAGAACGCACCCCCGCUGUGUGUGAGCUGAUCUUUUUGUGCCAAAGUUACAUGACUGUAUCCAAGAAUAAUGUGUACACUUCCCUCUGUUUAAUUUUUUAAUCUUUUCUGUGGGGUUUUAUACAUCUGUGUAAUAUUGUCUAUUUAUCCUUUCAUUUUUUAUAUAAACGUUUGUAUCCCGUAUACCUCCGUGCUUUGCUUUUAAACCAGAAUGAGGGAAAUUUUAGCGGAUUAAUCCUCCCACGACCUCCUCACACAGAUCCUCCACACAGAUCAGUUGACGUGGAGAUAAUUCAGUGGGUUCUGCAGAAAAAAUAAGGGACUUUUCAUACGCCUGCCAUAUCUUUUUAUGCACUAUUCAUACUUGUUCAUUAUAAAGCUCCAUUCAUGCAUGCGCUUCAAUGGAGGAUUCGUUAGUUUCACAUUCCAGUAACAGCUACCACUCAUUAAAAGUUAUUUCGCUCUGUUAGCAUAUGUUUAACGCUCAAAAAUCACACAAGUCGCUAUGAAAUCACACCCACAGUAAUCUUCCCUAUGACUAAGAAGAACUGAGACCCGUGUAUGUUUAUAUACAAAGGCUUUCAGUUGUAUUUUCUUUGUCUGGAAGGGGAUUUUUUUGUGUUUGGGAUUAUUUCUGAAGGAUUUUCACUGCAGGAAUCAUGAAAAGCCAGCGCAGGCAUCAUCAUAGGGCAUUAGUAGUUAUACUUUGUCAUGUUUCUUUACUAUUAAUGUUAAUAAGAGCUUAUCAGAAUCACACAAACCUGCAGAAGCCACUGAUUCUUCUCCAGUGUUUUUCUUAUGGUUUUUUUUUUUUUUUUUUCCAAAGGGAAAGAGUUUCACCUCCACAAUUUUCCAGAGUGAGGCUGGGGCUCAGUUUCCAUUAGGUACAUGUUACAGUUCUAUUUAUACGUAUCAUGUUUUACUUCCUGUCUUAUUUUUCCCUGCUGGCAAACAGAGUGAAGUCUGUCUGAAAAGAUGUGACUCACAGGAAACAAACAGGGAGAGAUAGAAGAUGCAUCUUAUGAUUUUUUUUUUUUUUUUUUUUUCUUUUCCUGUAUUUUUAUCAUGUUUUUAUUCGCUCCUCUCUGGAGUCAGGAUGGGACAGGGACUCGCAUAGUAUUUUACAACCCAGACUAAACCAGAACACCGUUUCUGAUUUCCAGUUAAGUGUGAUUUCGCAACAUUCACUCCAAACACUGCCAUUUUGUUUUAUUUCCACUUGUACUUACAACACAUUAGUGCCUUACAUGUGUAAAGUUUGGUUAGAAAUACACUAGGUACUCACUUGUACAUGCAGUGAAACACAGCAGUGCCUGAUGGUAGAUGCAUUCAUACAACACUUAUAUUUAAGGAAUAAACAGUGUUAUUUUGGGAGCCUUUUUUUUUUUCCUUCUUUCUAAAUAAAUUGUGUAUUUUUGCCAAGA